UUUUUUCUCCUCCUGUCAAGCUGCCGUGGGUUGAGGGGGCAAGAUGGCGGCGUCCUCUGUGUGCCGGGCCGCGGGUUGUGUUGCCAGCCGGACCCUUCUGCGGGCGUCUCGCACGCCGCCAGCCUUAUGGAGUUUGACAAGAAGAGGAAGUACUGCAUCCUAUCUCCAGGUGCUGCAUAAUGUUCCUGAGACACAAGUCACCACUCUAGACAAUGGCUUCCGGGUAGCUUCUGAGCAGUCCGACCAUCCUACCUGUACAGUGGGAGUUUGGAUUGGGGUAGGAAGCCGUUAUGAAACUGAGAAGAACAAUGGAGUUGGCAACUUUGUGGAACAUAUGGCUUUCAAGGGCACAAAGAACCGUCCUGGUGCUGAACUUGAAAAGGAAGUGGAGAGCAUGGGUGCACAUCUCAACAGCUAUUCCUCUCGGGAACAGACAGCCUUUUUCAUGAAAGCUUUAGCUAAAGAUUUGCCCAAAGCGAUUGAGAUUCUGGCUGAUGUAGUACAGAACUGCAGCCUGGAGGAUUCUCAGAUUGAGAAGGAGCGGAAUGUCAUCCUUCAGGAGAUGAAAGAAAUGGAUGCCUGCUUGCCCCACGUCAUCUUUGAUUACCUUCAUGCUACAGCUUACCAAGGCACUGCUUUGAGCCAGACUGUUGAAGGAACGACAGCAAAUGCUAAGCAUUUGACUCGUGCAGAUCUGGCAGAGUACAUUGAGGCUCACUACAAAGCCCCUCGCAUGGUACUGGCAGCUGCUGGAGGUGUUAAUCACAAAGAAGUAGCGGACCUUGCCAAACAGCAUUUUGGCAACGUUCCCAUUGCAUACAAAGAAGAUGUAAUACCCGUUCUUCCACGCUGCCGCUUCACUGGGAGUGAGAUCGAAGUCAGAGAUGAUGCUUUGCCUUUGGCUCACGUUGCUAUUGCAGUGGAGGGGGCAGGCUGGGCCAAUCCAGACAAUAUUCCCCUUCUGGUCGCUAAAUCGAUCCUUGGGCGCUAUGACCUUACCUUUGGCGGUGGUAAGAAUCAGACUGCCAGGCUGGCUGUACUUGCUGCAGAGACUGGGGUAUGUCAAAGAUUUGAAGCCUUCAACACUUGCUACUCUGACACGGGUCUCUUUGGUAUCUAUUUUGUUACUGAUGGUCUGCAUGUUGAAGAUAUGUUGCAAUGUGCCCAAAGUGAAUGGAUGCGCCUCUGCAACAAUGUGACUGACAGCGAGGUCAAGGUAGCCAAAAACAUCCUUCGAAACACUUUGGUGGCUCAACUGGACGGUACCACUCCUCUGUGUGAGAAUAUCGGAAGCCAUCUGCUGAGUUAUGGACGUCGGAUAUCUCUGGAAGAAUGGGAUGCCAGAAUUUCUGAGGUUGACGCCAAAAAGGUCCAGGAGAUCUGUACUAAAUAUGUGUAUGACAAAUGCCCAGCUGUUGCAGCAAUUGGUCCUACUGAACAACUUCCGGACUACAAUACUAUCCGCAGUAACAUGUACUGGCUCCGUUUGUAGGCGGUUUUAUGCAGAGUGAAAAUGGGGCAAUGGGGCUAAUGAAGAGUGUCCUCUGGGUCUAUUCUUGUGCGUUUCCUGUGUGCCAGUGGCAAGAGGAUCCUAUAAUUGCUGUACAAACAUUCUUCUUUAUGGUUAUGUAAGUGAUGUAUCUGAGAGAGCUAAAUAAAUUAAAUUUAAAUGGA
Elgaria multicarinata webbii is the source of this 1674-nucleotide messenger RNA. RefSeq names its product cytochrome b-c1 complex subunit 1, mitochondrial. Gene Ontology annotation, cellular component: mitochondrion. NCBI's taxonomy places the organism in Eukaryota, Metazoa, Chordata, Lepidosauria, Squamata, Anguidae. The coding region runs from base 44 to 1492 and encodes 482 amino acids. The record is from RefSeq and is a predicted model, not a curated record. The transcript is spliced from 13 exons. Gene Ontology annotation, molecular function: metal ion binding.